Schistosoma turkestanicum is the source of this 343-nucleotide messenger RNA. Lineage: Eukaryota; Metazoa; Platyhelminthes; Trematoda; Strigeidida; Schistosomatidae. The record is from the annotation of a GenBank genome assembly.
CGAUUGCAUUACAGCUUUUAGGGGGGAUCAGUUUGAUGAAAAUGACUUUUCUCAGUCAACUUGCGUACCAGGAAAUCCGUCACCGAUUAAAAAUCUAACCUGCUGUUUAUCAAGACAAUUUAACGCUUGGUUGGCUGAGAAGGAGGAUUUGAAGCAGAUGGCAGCUGAUAUUAAUGGUCUUAUGUUAUCCUUUUCAACGUACAAGAAAAAUGUCAUCACAACUGAUGGUGAUAUUUUGGAGAAGAAAAAGUUUUUUGAAGCAUUCGCUGAAGUAAGUUAUACACACUGACAGAUUUUUCAUGUGAACAAAACUCUCUCCGGGUUCAUUCAUGCUAUAAAAUAC